Messenger RNA from Penicillium concentricum, 651 nucleotides. RefSeq lists its product as uncharacterized. Bases 1 to 651 code for a protein of 216 amino acids. NCBI's taxonomy places the organism in Eukaryota, Fungi, Ascomycota, Eurotiomycetes, Eurotiales, Aspergillaceae. The transcript has 2 exons. The record is from RefSeq and is a predicted model, not a curated record.
AUGGAUGCCGAGAGUCUGGCCGAUCUGCUGAAACCAUCCUCAUUGAACUGGGCCGAGGAUGUGGAAGAUGCGUUUGGUGCCCUUAACUCCGUACCUGAACCCAAUACCCACCCUAUCACUCGAGCCAUUGCCCAAGCUAUUGCUGAGCAUGAAGGUAAUAAUGCCACGAGCAUAUUUCUUUGCCGACAAAUCUCUAUGUUUGAGCCUUCCCUCCCACCGAUUGAGGAGGAAGGGGACUACGCUUUUUCUCAAACAUCCUCAAGUCACAGCUUGGUGAACGUUUUCGUGAAAACUGACAACUCAGAGAGUUUCUUCCGCUCUCCUGGAAAGCCGAGAAGAACAACUAGUAUUCGGGCCUUGAGGGUCGACGCGUCGAGGACUGACACAAUUCCCGCUCGAAAAGGGAGUAACUCGUCUAUGACGCAGUUAAGCACAAACAGAGUUAGUCCACUCAGCAGCUUCACAACCUCUGACCCCGAAACCUCUUACAAGCAUGCCGACGUUUCCCAGCUACUGAUUCGGAGGAAGAGAGACAAGUGGAGAAACAUUGUUAAGAAAGUCUGGAGGAAGAUUGAGAACCUACGGGGUGGAAGUUGGAAUUAUGUUCGGCAGAGUGGUUGGCUUGAUUUAUCUCACGUUCCAUUGGCCUAA